UUCGACAGACAACUUCGAACCUCUACGUGCGCGCGAGUGGAGGCUCCCCUCCGUCUGUGUUUCGUUCGGUGCUCCGUUCCUGCUCCAGGUCGACCGUUGAUCGAGACAAAGGAGCAUUUUUUCACUGAGUACUGAUGGCUGUCAAGGGACUAGUCUCGUCGAUUGUCAAGUUUCUGACAGACCAAUUGCAAGAUGGCGAUAUAACUGCUGAUUCACGAGAGAGUUUGGAAGUAGCAAUCCAGUGUCUGGAGAGUGCUUAUAAUGUACAAGCCUCUGAUGCUCCCGCAAACGUAAAUCUGCAUCAAAUUUAUAAAAAUGCAAUGGAGAAUGCUACGCCGGUUCUGGGUCCAGAAGCUACGCCGGAAGCAAAAGCUGAAGCAGAAAGAUUGAAAAACGAAGGCAAUGCACUUAUGAAACAAGAGAAACAUCAUGAAGCGCUUGCCAAUUACACAAAGGCAAUAACAUUAGAUUCUCGCAAUGCAGUGUAUUAUUGUAAUAGAGCUGCCGUUCAUAGCAAACUUGGUAAUCACACCUUAGCUAUUAAAGACUGUAACACGGCGCUUUCUAUUGAUCCAUCGUACAGCAAGGCAUACGGUCGAUUAGGUUUAGCAUAUUCAAGUUUGGAGAGGCAUAAAGAGGCUAAGGAGAGUUAUGAGAAAGCCUUAGCGAUGGAACCGGAUAACGAGAGUUAUCGAAACAAUUUGCAAUUGGCGGAAGAGAAAUUGGCCCAAUUAGGUGUCAAUCAGUCUCUCCCUAAUUUACCCGGAAUGGAUUUGAGCGCUCUUUUAAGCAAUCCUUCUUUAAUGAAUAUGGCGCGUCAGAUGUUAUCCGACCCAGCUAUGCAGACCAUGAUGUGUAAUCUUAUGUCUGGUAACGUGGAAGAGGGUGGUCGCAUGGAAUUACUCAUAGAGGCAGGCCAACAAUUGGCGCAGCAAAUGCAGAACGCAAACCCCGAGUUGAUCGAGUCGCUGAGACGGCAAAUGGGCGGCAAUCCGAACGAUCCGGAACCACCGCAACAAAAUUAAAGUACGGCUGGUUGUGUGAUAGAUGGACAUGAACUUUAUGGACAUCAUAGCUGACUUUUUCUCAUUUGUAGUUACAGAUCAAUACAUUGUAUCGUUUUCUAACGAACGCCGUAAGGCAAGAUUUACAGCUUCAAUGAUAAUUUUAUCAUAUAUGUACGCGAUAACGCGCAUACCAUAAAAUUCAUUUCAUAGAUUAGCCGUUACGGGUGUAACAGCGGGCCUCUCUUCUCUUCUCAUCUUCUCUUUAGCUAUUGUACAAUUUUUUAUAGCAUGCUAAAGAUUGAUACAACGUGACAAUGUUUUUUAAUUGUCACGAUAAUUUGAGUGACUACAAUAAUUGAGUGGUAUCCAAUUUUCCGCAUCAUCCAGGGCAUUAUUUCUAGAUCGUGCACUGUAUUACGAAUGAUAACUACGCGUGAAUUUAUAUAACACAACUGUUCAUAAUGUCUCGGUUGAAUAACUGAUGAACAUUCAAUUGACGCGAAAUAUACACGAAUUCAUGAUAUCGAUCGAAUUGCAAAUCAUUGUUUAAUAUUUUAUUCAUAUUAUAUUACACACAUAUGUACGAAAUUGAAUUUUUCUGUCAACAUUUUAAAAAUAAUUAUUGCAUGAUUGUUGAUUGAUGAAAUCUUUGGGCUAAACACAGACGGAAACUUUUGCAUAUCAAAUUUACAGUCUCACGUUUCUCGAAUAUACGAAUUUCUUAGCACACUGCAUAUUAAAAAUAACGGCAACAUGCUAAUACUAACAAACAAAUUGUAAUAAAAAUUGUAGCAUGAAGGAAAUAUUCGGAUUUCUUUUCUAUUAUUUCGCCGUAUUUCUUCCAAUUAGACAAGUGGAAAAUUCUUCACCCAUUGUGAGAUAUUAAUGGAUAAUUUAGAAAAAAAAUCGAAAUUACAAACAAAUAAAAAGUUUCCGACAAACACACUCGUCUCUGACUUGUUGUGCUGUGAGUUACUAAAGAAUCCUCGAUAGAAUUGAUUACAUCUCUUGUUUCCUUUGUUUUUUUUUCUUUUUUUUUUUAGGGGAGCGAUUUCGAUGCGUUAACUGAACGAGAUAGAGACAGGGGCGCAUACAAGUGUAGUGUAAUUCGCGCGAUGCGCUUUCUAUCCGCAAGAAGAAAAGAAGCUGCGCGAUAUGUUGCGGUCGAAGAGCGUGACUUAUCGGCGAUAUCUUUGUAAGACGAGCGUUCGCUACGCGUUGAUAAUCAACGGAUACGGUUUCUUCGGGUGAGAUGCGCGUACAUACGUAAGUUUCAUUAACGGCCGCAUUCCCCGUAUUCCAUGGACUCGGCCGGCUGAGCAUGAGCGCUGAUGAGCGCCGGCCAAUUCCACGUGCGUCACGCGAUGACAUCAUUCUUAUUUGGCCACCACGCGCGCGCGCGUAUUACAUACACCCGCGCACAUACUUUUAAGAAUACGCACGCGCAGAUGGCGUGUAUAUGUCAGUUAUAUUGGUGAUUGAUACACUCAAGAGAGAGCGUUAUCCAUGAUUAGAAGCGGAUAGCUCAUAGGUUUUCUUUCGGAUCAGCUGAUUGUCAAAGUCCGCUCGCGAAUAAAGCGCUGUAGAGUGCUGCUUAUU
Messenger RNA from Mycetomoellerius zeteki, 2606 nucleotides. Its product is annotated as small glutamine-rich tetratricopeptide repeat-containing protein alpha. Gene Ontology annotation, cellular component: TRC complex; membrane. NCBI's taxonomy places the organism in Eukaryota, Metazoa, Arthropoda, Insecta, Hymenoptera, Formicidae. Gene Ontology annotation, biological process: post-translational protein targeting to endoplasmic reticulum membrane. The coding region runs from base 135 to 1025 and encodes 296 amino acids. The record is from RefSeq and is a predicted model, not a curated record. Gene Ontology annotation, molecular function: molecular adaptor activity; protein binding. The transcript has 4 exons.